This is a messenger RNA of Cladocopium goreaui, 459 nucleotides long. The record is from the annotation of a GenBank genome assembly. Lineage: Eukaryota; Dinophyceae; Suessiales; Symbiodiniaceae.
AUGGCUGCUGUGUUUUUGCAGGAGGACCUUGGUGAUGAGCCAAAGGCUCCAAAGGCGACGAGCCGCUUGAUCAAUGGUGAGCUUGAUCCAGAGGUCUACAUGAAGGCAUUCAAGGGUCAACUGUCUCAUCUAACACCAAAACAAGUGGCCUCAGUGAUGAAUGUAAUCAUCAGAAUGCAGGCUUAUGUGCGGAGACGGCUGGCCAAACGGAAGGUGGAGCUGCUGAGGGAACAAAACGUCGUUCAGCACUAUAUGGAUCCGUCCGUCAAUGCCUUGAAUCCGGAAACUUUGUUUCUUCAGUCUGCCCCAGGCAGAGCAACUGAAGACUUAAGGUCAGUUGCUCAAGAGCUUUCACGGAACACCAAAGCUGGGCCUGGCGCUUGGGACUCCUUGGGCAACGGUGUGGCAAAAGCUCCCGUUGAGAAUGUUGAGAAUCAGCUGAUCUUUGAAAGAUUUUGA